AUGGCAGCAGCAGCAGCAGGCCGCAUGGCAGCAAGAGCGAGCACGCUGCAGCUGGCGGUCUGCGGCCUGCACCUGCGUGGCCAGCCCCUCAAUUGGCAGCUCACCGACCUGCAGAGCAAGUUUGUGAGGGAAUGCAAGCUGAUCGCCUUCACCGAUGCGGCUGGCAAGACGAAGCCCGGCAUGGUGACUGUGACGGAUGGCAGCGGCGCGGCGGUGCACCUAGAGGUGUGGGAGAUGCCCAUUGAGAACUUCGGGCACUUUAUGCUGCAGGUGCCGCCGCCGCUGGGCAUCGGGACGGUCAAGCUGGGCGAUGGGGGCAGCGUGAAGGGCUUCAUUUGCGAAGGCUGGGUGGCAGAGUCCUGCAAGGCGGGCGCAUCAAACACAGAGGACAUCACUCACCUAGGCAGCUGGCUCAAGUACAUUGAGCGGCAGCAGCAGCCGUAA
Molecule: messenger RNA, 444 nt
Organism: Chlorella variabilis
Lineage: Eukaryota; Viridiplantae; Chlorophyta; Trebouxiophyceae; Chlorellales; Chlorellaceae
Exons: 4
Coding region: 1-444 (147 amino acids)
Source: RefSeq, a predicted model, not a curated record